AUGGAAGGGCAGGAAAGCGAAAGGUUAGUGGUUAAAAUUUGGUUUUGGACUAGGAUGUUUGAUACUGGCCACUGUAUUUAUUUCUAAAAUAACCUUGUCUUUUAUUACAGCACAUCUAGUGAAAGUCAAAGUGGGACUAGUUCCGAUGAAUAUAUCGAAUUUAAGGUACUAAUAUUAAAGGCAAUUGUUAAUUUACCUCUGUUAAUUUACCGUCUUAUUAUUUUAUGUCAAAAUAAUAAAAGUUAUCGAAUAAUAACAACACAAUUUACAUAUUUCAUGUAAACCAAUAAGAUGGCCAUGCUUGUAUGUGUUCAAACGCAACUUAAAGAGUUGUUAACUAUCAAUAACGAACUGUAUCAAUUUUAUUAAAUUUUCUUCUAUAAUUCCCAUGCGAAAAUAAAAAAAGGAACCAGCAGACAUUAUUGUGAUUUCUGACAAUGAAGCAGCAUCAGCCAGGAAUGGUGAUGGUACAUCUUGUGACCCAUUGCCUGUUGGUGGUACGUCUUGCGACCUUUUGCCAGAGGAAAAGGAGGAUACACAUGCAUAUCUAAGGUAAUAGCAAAUGCCUUGAGCUGUCGAAAGUGUUCGAAAACCUUUUAUGCCCGGCCAAACUGGACAAAAGUGUCAAAAAAGCAACCUUACAGAGUUUGGAAAAAUGCAGCAUUUGUCAUUGAUCUUGGAGAUCAAGACCCAAUGAUGAUGAUUCGUAAUCUAGAAUCAGAUAACAAUGGGGCAUAUACAUGCAUGGGAACAAGAACAUCCACCUGGAAGACAGAAGAAAGUAUUGAUGAUUUUGAGGUACAGGAGUUUAGGAUGUUAUCCAACAGAAAUGACACCCUGACAACAUCAGAUCAAUAUCAUUUAGUUAGAAAGUACAGGCGUUUUAAUUCAUGCAAAGAUUUUAACAAAAUCAUUUCAUAUGCUAUUGAUAGAUGAGGCACUAUAAUGAACAAUGUUGCUUUUGUUCAAUAUUACUUUGAUAGUGAUGUAGAGAGGACGUUUGUAGUCAAACGGCAUGGUAAUGCUGUCUGUAUUAGUGCUCCAUACAAGAGCACCAAUGCAUCAACAAAAGCUAUUGUAAGAGAGCUAAUAAAUGUAGAUAAGUCUAAAACUAUACAUAGCAACUUAACAAAAGGAGUAGAAAAAGCAAGUGAAAUGGCGACUUCGUGUAGUAGACAAACCAUUUAUGACAUUAAUCGAUCAAAAAAGAAGAGGAAUGUGACAUUAGCAACGAAUGCCAUGAAUUUUUAUGACAUCAUUGCUAUGAUCAGAGAGCAAGAUGCGCAAAAAAUACUGAAAAUAGAUUUAUACGCUACAUUUCUGCAUACCCCGAUCCGGAACUCCUUCUUCUUGGUUAUGAUAGUCAAUUUCGUGAUCUAGAUAGGUUUUGCACAUCACCUGUUAAUUUUAGCAUUCUUAGCAUUGAUCCUACUUUUAACUUAGGUGCAUUUUAUGUGACGCCAAUGUCGUAUGAAAAUUUGUUUUUGGUAUCAAACAGAACGAAAAAACACCCAACAUUUCUUGGACCUGUACUGAUUAGCCAUAAUUUAGAUGAGAGUUGCUACAGCCAUUUAACUAUUGUAACAACACAGAAGUCACCAUUACUUGAAGAUAAUUUAAUUGCAUUUGGUACUGAUGGUGAGAAAGCUUUGUACAAUCAGUUUGGAAAGAAAUUUAAAAGUGCUGUACAUGUUUGCUGCAUAGGUCAUUUCAGAGAAAACUGUAAAACACACUUGAAAGGGGUUUCUCUUGAAAACCAGAACAAGAUUUUGAAUGACAUAUUUGGUAAAAAUAUUGAAGAUAUGCACACUAUGGUGGUCUGA
This is a messenger RNA of Paramuricea clavata, 1823 nucleotides long. The record is from the annotation of a GenBank genome assembly. NCBI's taxonomy places the organism in Eukaryota, Metazoa, Cnidaria, Anthozoa, Malacalcyonacea, Plexauridae.